Messenger RNA from Drosophila albomicans, 3742 nucleotides. RefSeq lists its product as uncharacterized. Lineage: Eukaryota; Metazoa; Arthropoda; Insecta; Diptera; Drosophilidae. The record is from RefSeq and is a predicted model, not a curated record. The transcript is spliced from 7 exons. Bases 577 to 2934 code for a protein of 785 amino acids.
CGAACUGGCAGUCGUAGCCACGGUCGACGAGUCAUAGAGAAGAAGCUAACGAACUUUGAGAGCAAUUUCAUUUUUCCCGAGCUGAGCUAAACUGAGCUAAGCUGCGCAGCGCUGCCCACAGCAUCUAUAAUUCUGGAGUCGCAGUCGAAGUCGGAGCAGAGCAGAGCUGAGCGGAGCAGAGCAGAGCACGGUGGCUCACAUAAGAACCUAUUGCUGAGGUGUAUGUGCGGCAGUUAGGCGCUCCACUUUCUAGAGUGCAGACGGCGCAACACAGAGCGGUCCAUCGGUCCACCAAAAAAAAAUAAUCAAAUACAAAAUAACUACAAAUAUUUUGCGGUUCACAAAAAAUAUUUAACAAACUCAAAUAUUUAAAAAAAAAUUGAAAACAUUUUUGUGUGUGUCCUGCGUGCGUUGUGUCGUUCAAACAAAUUACAUAAUCAAGACAAGCCAACAAAAGAAACGAUUUUAAUUUAUUUGCUCGCGUGCAAAUAAAGCAAUCAAAGGAUUAAACACUCCAACAUUUAUAGUCGCAAGAUAUACAGCAGUAGAAGAGGAACAAGAGAAGCAAGCAAUAAAAUGCAGCUACGGUCAUUGACAACAAGAAAGAGGCGAGUCAGCAUGAUGACGACAACAACAUCGCUGGUGCUGCUGUUGGUUCUGUUGCUGGUGGAUAACGCAGCAUCGGCCCGCAAGUUGCCCAAGCGGCCGGCAAAACCGUUGAAGACAUUUCCGCGAAACAAUGCGACGCCGUCAAUUGCAGCAGCAGCCGCAGCAGUCGCAGCACCACAACCGCAACCAGAGGGAGCAGCAGGGGGAGCACAACAAGCGUUGGCAAGCGGAAGCGAGCUACCAAAACCGUUGACACCACAAGCGAGCGAACAGCAGCAGCAGCAGCAGCCGGCGGAAGCUGCUCUAGCGGAACCUGGAGCAACACCUGUCAAUGUCAAUGGCAAUGCGAAUGCGAAUGGCGGCGAGAGCAAGAGCGAUGAUCUGAGCGCAACGGCCUUACCGCCACUCAACGGCCAGAUCGAUGAGGACUGCGAGCCGGAUAUGAUUGGCUUUGAGCUUAUAACCGGGUACGUGCUAUCGGCGCCAUCGAAGCAAUUGGAGACGCUGCCUGGCACACUGAUGCUGACCGACUGCUUGGAGGCCUGCCAGGCCAAUGAAUCUUGCAGUGCGGUUAACUAUGAGACCGGCCUUUGCGUUAUGUUCCGCAGCACCGCAGACCAGUUGCCAGGUUCACUUUCGCGUUCGCAGUAUCCCGUUUUCACAAUUUACGCACAGAAAUCCUGCUUCGGUGUGCGCCCCUGCUCCAAGGCCUGGUGCAUUGAUCGUGUGCAGGGCUACCGUCUGCCUGAGCAUGCCAAGACCAGCCAGAGUGUGGCCACGCGACGCGACUGCAUCGAGUUGUGUUUGGGCGAAACGGAGUUCACCUGCCGCUCGGCCAACUUUUAUGCGCACUCUGGCCUGUGUGAACUGUCGGACAUGGAUCGCAUUACGCUGUCGGAGGAGGCCAACAUUGUGGCCUACGAUGGCGCCGAAUAUCUUGAGAAUAACUGCGCCGAGGAGCCAAGCAAACUAUGCGAAUUCAAGCGUGUCUCGGGACGCAUUCUAAAGACCGUCGACUCCGUGCACCAGAAUGUCCAAAGCAUUGACGAUUGCCGCGACCUCUGCCUCAGCGCCCCGUUCCGUUGCCACUCCUACGAUUACAAUGAAACCGGUGAGCAUGUCUGUCGCCUCUCCCACCACAGUCGCGCCACCCUCAGUGAUCUCUCCGAGCCGUAUCUGAACAUCGAAGAGGCGGCCACCUAUGAGCAGUCCGCCUGCUACAAUGUCUCCAUCGAUUGUCGUUCCGGUGAGAUGAUCACCAAAAUACGCACCUCCAAGCUCUUCGACGGCAAAGUCUAUGCCAAGGGUGCCCCCAAGUCAUGUGCUGUGAACGUGAACAAUUCGCUGGAGUUUGAUUUGCGCAUGCGUUACAACGAUCUCGAGUGCAAUGUGCGCCAGAGUGCAUACGGUCGUUAUAUGAACGAUAUCGUCAUUCAGCAUCACGAUAUGAUUGUCACCUCCUCCGAUCUGGGUCUCGCUGUCAGCUGUCAAUAUGAUUUGACCAAUAAGACGGUGGUGAAUAACGUUGAUUUGGGUGUUACCGGCGAAAUUGAAUCGACGUUGAGCGAGGAAAUCAUUGUGGACUCACCGAAUGUGAUCAUGAAGAUUACGGCACGGGAUGGCAGCGAUAUGAAGCGUAUUGCUGAGGUCGGUGAUCCGUUGGCGUUGCGGUUCGAGAUCGUUGAUGCCAAUAGCCCAUAUGAGAUCUUUGUGCGCGAACUGGUUGCCAUGGAUGGGACGGACAGUGCGGAGAUUACGCUGAUCGAUGCCAACGGCUGUCCCACGGAUCAAUACAUUAUGAGUGCCAUGCAAAAGAUGGCCAGCAAUCGCAAGGUGCUGCUCUCACAGUUCGACGCCUUCAAGUUCCCCUCCUCGGAGCUGGUGCAAUUCCGCGCCCUGGUCACGCCCUGCAUACCCCGCUGUGAACCGGUUAUCUGCGACAACGAUGAGAACGGUGAGACCAAGUCGCUACUAUCCUAUGGUCGUCGCAAGCGUUCUGUCUUCAAUGGCACCGAUGGCGUUGAGCUGGCCAUUAAGUCGGAGAAACGCCAAAAACGUGAUGUGAGUCAUCAGACGACCGAUGAGAACAUUUUGCUGGUGCAGUCGAUACAAAUCACCGAUAAGUUUGCCUUCAAUGGCGCCGAUCCGGCAAAUCCUGAGCCCCGAGAUGGUCUCGCCAAGCUGCAAUUGGAAUUGGCCAACAAAACGGACACUUGCAUAAAUGGCUAUGGCUUCAUAAUUGCCGGAGCGCUCUUUUUGCUGCUGCAGCUUACCGUGAUUGCAGUCUGGGACAACAUGCAGAAACGCGCGUUACACAAGCGAUAAGGCAGCAAUCGAAGUAGCAGAAACACGAUAAUGAUGAUGACGACAGCAAAGUGGAUGAUGACGACGACGAUAAUGCUGAUGAUGAUGAUGACGAUAAUGGUGUGGUGGAACUAUAAGGAAGAGCCCCUCCAUAGGAAACUAGCUUGAAAUUCUAUCUUUAGCAGCGCUCUUAAAAUCUAGUUAGUAGCUGUACGUAAGGGUCCUACAAACAAACAAACAAACAUAUAUGGCACAUUCAAAGUCAUUGCGCGAAACACACACAUACACUUACACGUACACACACACAGACAGACAGACACGAGUAGAGCUGGACUUCUCUGCACAUUGAAUUGAAUUAGCCAAUUGGAAAAAAUACGAAAAAAAUGUGAGGCAAUGACUGUAUCAGCCGCCCAUACUCUGUAGCUUAAUAUUUAUAUACUUAUGCUAUGCUCUCUAUAUAAGACUUAACUACUAAGACUACUCUAUACUCUAUAUACUCUCAAUAUGUCGACAUACUAUCAGCUUAAGACUUGAACAGCUCCUUAGUCGUAGUGCAAACCAUUCAAACCUCUUAACUGAGCUCGUAACUGAUAUCGAUGCUGCUAGCCUCAUUUAAGAGGUUUGACUGUCUAAAUACAUAAUAAAAAGUAAAUGAAAAAAAAAGACAACUUGAAAGACACACAUCUUAAUGUGUACGUAUACUUAAUAUUAGGAAUAAUAAACGCAAUGUAACAAUGUAACGCAAGAGACAAACUUCAGAUGCUAUAAACAGAAAAACUGAAACUGAAAAUGAAAAAUAAAAGUAAAUAAAUAAACGUAUUAGAAAUUA